This is a messenger RNA of Heteronotia binoei (common prickly gecko), 983 nucleotides long. RefSeq names its product oxidoreductase HTATIP2-like. NCBI's taxonomy places the organism in Eukaryota, Metazoa, Chordata, Lepidosauria, Squamata, Gekkonidae. Gene Ontology annotation, biological process: import into nucleus. The transcript is spliced from 6 exons. The record is from RefSeq and is a predicted model, not a curated record. Gene Ontology annotation, cellular component: cytoplasm. The coding region runs from base 49 to 774 and encodes 241 amino acids.
GGCUUGCUGGCAUAGCGCGCUUUUGGUGGGGCUUGCAGUCUCCUGGGAAUGGCUGUCCCCAGUCGAGAAGAACUGAUAACUCUCCGGGAGUCUUUCCGGGCCAAGAAGCAAGCAUGUUUCAUCUUGGGUGCCUCAGGUGAGACCGGGAAGGAGUUGCUGGCAAAAAUCCUGAGGCAGAAACUGUUCUCCAAGGUGACAAUCAUUGGCCGGAGAAAGCUGGAUUUGGAAGCGCCAUUCUACAGCAAUGUGAGGCAAGAAGUUGUUGACUUUGAGAGACUGGAUGAGUUUGCUGCUGCCUUCCAAGGUCACGAUGUAGGAUUCUGCUGCCUUGGCACGACCAGAGGCAAAGCUGGAAUGGCUGGACUGGUGCGUGUUGACAGAGAUUAUGUUCACCAUGCAGCAAAAUUAGCCAAAGCUGGUGGAUGCCGCCAUUUCAUCUUACUGUCAGGCAUGGGAGCAAGUCCCACCAGCCGUUUCUUCCUCUUGCAGGUUAAGGGUGAAGCAGAGUUGAAGGUCAAAGCAAUUGGGUUUGACCGCUACUCCAUAUUUCGACCAGCGUUGCUGCUGUGCGAUCGUCAGGAGUCGCGUCCUGCUGAGUGGGUUGCGAGGCAAGUUCUCGGAGCAGUAUCGUACAUCUUUCCCACAUUUUAUUCUGUCUCCACAGUGACUGUGGCCCGGGCAAUCGCAAACAAUGUAGUAAUGCCAGCACCUGCUAACAAGAAGGUGGAAAUUCUAGAGAAUGCAGAUAUACAUGCCCUAGGAAAUAUUAAGUAGUUGGCAGGCUUGUUCCUGGAUGAUAUGGAUGGGUGGAAAGCACCCCCUCUGCCCCAAUGCCCAAAUCUUGCCUACCUUUCCUCUUCCACAGAGACCACCCUUCAAACAGGGAGGUCUCCCAUAUUUCCUUGAAACCAUUCUUCUGUCUUUCCAUGGUAACCCAGCAAACCACCCUAGUUCCCGUGGCCACCAUUUUGAAUAAUAUUGAG